Molecule: messenger RNA, 985 nt
Organism: Saccoglossus kowalevskii
Lineage: Eukaryota; Metazoa; Hemichordata; Enteropneusta; Harrimaniidae
Molecular function (GO): serine-type endopeptidase inhibitor activity
Source: RefSeq, a predicted model, not a curated record
AUGAUUUGUUAUCUAACAUUUGUUGUUGUCUGCAACAUGAAGUUAAGUUUAUUAUUGGUAGUUUACACAUGCGUAAUUGCCUGUGCAAAUGCACGCGGUUUAAGGCAAGUUGAAAUAAUAAGCGCCACUGCUGAAUUGAGAUGUUCCGAUGGAUCAUUGGUUAACUGCUUAGUGGAUCCAUGUGAUGUGACGUCAUGCGAACUUCCGUAUGCUGGAUGUGAAGCUGAUUACUGCGGUGGUUGUAACGCCAUAUACUAUGAUGCUGACGGCAAUGUAUUGGAUUGUUCGGAUCACCUUGGCGAAUGUCCAAGAAUUGGUAAUGAUGACCAAAUAUGUGUCCCGUGCAUAAAAGACAGGAACUGCGGUACCUCUGAAAAAUGUUGUGAUGAUUGUUGCAAGGUUGCUGUAACAAAGCCGUAUGGGUGUCUUAUGAGUGAUGGUUCAUUCUGGCCAGAUGGUGCUUAUCGUAUAAUAGACUGUGUCCUAUGUCAGUGUCAAGGCACGGCGUUUAGGUGCAUUGUACAGAUAUGCGAUGUGCAUCCAUGUCCCGGUGGUGUUCAUUUGACCUCACAUGGUUAUACAGUGUUUUGUGGUACCACUCCUCAAACUGGAUCCAUUAUUAUAGAAGACUGUCCAUUCGGGUAUUCCUGUCUCGGAGAUACCAACUAUAAAUAUUCUCUGUGCUGUCCUGAUGAUACUACUUUGGGCUGCUAUGUGAAUAAUGCUUAUAUACCAAAUGGUGAUUACUAUAUUAACGACGAGUGUUAUGCAUGUCAAUGUGUAAACGGUAGGAUUACACGUGAGGACACACCGUUAUGUGAUAAAAUGUGUCCCAGUGGAGUACAACCUUAUAAAGACGACCAAAACAUGAAUGCAUUGUGCUCCGUUGCAAUUGGUGUUGAUAGUAUAUUAACUCGGACCUGCCCACGUGGUUUCUACUGUAACAUGAUAACGAGUUCGCACGGUGUGUGCUGCCCGCUGAAAC